Molecule: messenger RNA, 2354 nt
Organism: Orycteropus afer afer
Lineage: Eukaryota; Metazoa; Chordata; Mammalia; Tubulidentata; Orycteropodidae
Source: RefSeq, a predicted model, not a curated record
AGUCGGAGUGGGAUCGCUCUGUAAGGCACGCAGUGGUUUGCACAGUGAUAGCAGCAGACAGAGCUCCCAGCCCUGGAUAAGGAACAGCUACAGUCGCUGUAAAAGUGCCUGAAAAGCAAUUUCCAAUCUUUGCAUUAGGAUUUCAGAUGCAUGCCAGGUUCCUACUGAUUGCCAGAAUUCAAGAUCACUACACAUGGAUCCCCAAAAUCAACAUGGCAGUGGCAGUUCAUUAGUUGUGAUCCAGCAGCCUUCUUUGGAUAGCCGUCAGAGAUUAGACUAUGAGAGAGAGAUUCAGCCUGCUGCAAUCUUGUCCUUAGACCAGAUCAAGGCCAUCAGAGGUAGCAAUGAAUACACAGAAGGGCCUUCAGUGGUGAAAAGACCUGCUCCUCGAACAGCACCAAGACAAGAAAAGCAUGAAAGGACUCAUGAAAUUAUACCAAUUAAUGUGAAUAAUAACUAUGAACAUAGACCUACAAGCCACCUGGGACAUGCAGGACUCACAAAUAAUGCCAGGGGCCCCAUUUUGAGCAGAUCAACCAGCACUGGAAGUGCAGCCAGUUCUGGGAGCAAUAGCAGUGCCUCUUCUGAGCAGGGACUGUUAGGAAGGUCACCACCAACCAGACCAGGCCCUGGUCAUAGAUCUGAAAGGGCAAUCCGGACACAACCCAAGCAACUGAUAGUGGAUGACUUGAAGGGUUCCUUAAAAGAGGACGUGACACAGCACAAGUUCAUUUGUGAACAGUGUGGGAAAUGCAAGUGUGGAGAAUGCACAGCUCCCAGGACCCUGCCAUCCUGUUUGGCCUGCAAUCACCAGUGCCUUUGCUCUGCUGAGAGCAUGGUGGAAUAUGGAACCUGCAUGUGCUUAGUCAAGGGCAUUUUCUACCACUGCUCCAAUGACGAUGAAGGGGAUUCUUAUUCAGAUAAUCCUUGCUCCUGUUCACAGUCACACUGCUGCUCUAGGUACCUGUGUAUGGGAGCCAUGUCUCUAUUUUUACCUUGCUUACUGUGUUAUCCUCCUGCUAAGGGAUGCCUAAAGCUGUGCAGGGGGUGUUAUGACUGGAUCCAUCGUCCAGGGUGCAGAUGUAAGAACUCCAACACUGUCUAUUGUAAGCUGGAGAGCUGCCCCUCUCGGGGUCAGGGUAAACCAUCAUGAUUUUUGGAGGUGGUUGAACCUCCUGAACAUCUAGCUUUCAAAUUUUGGCUGUUAAAAAAGACCCUAUUAGAUACUGUUUUUAUUUUCUUUAGAGUUUUCCUGUUUGCCAUCUUCUUUUCCCCUGUUCUCAAGGGUUGACUCACAGAUUUUAUUCUUCUCUCAUGGAUGCUCUUCAGUAAAAGUGGACUGUGAAACUGCUCCCACUUACUACAAGAGUCUCUGCCAUCCACUUGAGAGGGUGUUGAGAGCCAGUGGGCUUUUGUGUAGCCUUUUUGUUCUGCAAGCAACUUUCCAAAGUUGUACACAUGAACAUACCCACACACAUAUCCAGACUACAAUGAUUUUUAAGUUGUUUUUGGUUGAGUACUGUGGGAGCAGGGAAAUUAGUUUUUAAAGAAGCAACCAUUUAAUUGCUUAAAUAAGCUAUGUAUUAAAUCUGUCUCCAGUUAGGGCUAUCUUCAUAGCAUUGGUAGCACGAGGGAUAUAUUUUUAUUAUAACAUCAAGAAUUUCCAUUAACCACUGCCCUUCUUGCCCCUCAGAUGCUCUUUCCCUUCAGUUUUGGCAUUAUCUUUUUCUAGUGAUGCCAAUUUUUUUUUUCUGGUUCUUUUGUGUAAUUGUAGAUUCACUUUACAAUAUAAGUCUUCACAUUGGAGAUAUAUUGGUUGUAUCUUGCUUAUUCUUACUCUAGCUUUCAUGUUUGUGAAGGAUUCAGCUCCCUUCCUUCCAAACCCCACACUCUCCACCAAAUUUCUUCCGUCACUGAGGGCACUUGGAUAACUGAAAUUGGUAUUUAUAGCUGAUAAAUUUAUAGAUGUCACAGAACUAUGCUGCCUAAAGUGAUCUUGGCUCCUUACUGGUCUUUUUGGCCCCUUCGUUAGUUAGCAACUUUGUAAUUCUAAUCUUUUCUGUGUUUUCAUUGCCUUAACCACAAAUUGUGGUGCUUUUUGUAUAUUUUAUGUAUAAAUCACAAAGUUGAAUUCUGACUAUUUUUAAGACAAAAGUCUGUUAAACUUUUUUAUUGUAAAGAAUAUUUAUUAUGCGAAUCUAUUAUUUUAUGAUAUUUAUUGCAAAAGACUGUUGUUGAAAUGUACUCAUGUCUGAAUAUAACAAAAUAUCAAUACUUAACGGAAAAUAAGGUGACACGAAGAAAGUACAUAUGUUAACUAUAAUGCAGAAAAUAUAUUAAUUAAUGAAACUGUC